ACCCUCAACUCCCAAAUCUACAUGUUCGACGCGAAAACCAUGUCCUGGAUCGAUACAUACAAACCCUCCUCCUCCCGCCUCAAACAAGAAACCAUCACCUCUCUCGACUCGGUGACGAAAUCGUCAGGAACGUCGAGUACCACAAAGGCUGCUGCUGCGUCGGUUUCGGUAUUGGCGGUUUUGGCUGCGGCGGGCGCGGGGGUGAUUAUGGUCAUUAGGAGACGGAGGAGGAGGGAGUUGUACAGGAAGAGUGUGUUGGCGCAGAACAAGCCAUACUUCUUUGGUCAGCCGCCUGCGCCUCCCAAAAGAUCCCGUACGGCUCGUAUUCUCCGGAAUUUCUUGGCGAGAAAUGGGAGUAUGGAUCAUUUGCCGAAUACGUGGAGUCCGAAACCGCCUUCGUUGAACAUGAUCAUGGAGCAGACUGGAAC
Messenger RNA from Saitoella complicata NRRL Y-17804, 428 nucleotides. RefSeq lists its product as uncharacterized. The record is from RefSeq and is a predicted model, not a curated record. Lineage: Eukaryota; Fungi; Ascomycota; Saitoellomycetes; Saitoellales; Saitoellaceae. The transcript has a single exon. The annotation marks the transcript as partial.